This is a messenger RNA of Pelmatolapia mariae (spotted tilapia), 1059 nucleotides long. RefSeq names its product claudin-8-like. The transcript has a single exon. Gene Ontology annotation, molecular function: structural molecule activity. Lineage: Eukaryota; Metazoa; Chordata; Actinopteri; Cichliformes; Cichlidae. Gene Ontology annotation, cellular component: bicellular tight junction; plasma membrane. The record is from RefSeq and is a predicted model, not a curated record. The coding region runs from base 1 to 1059 and encodes 352 amino acids. Gene Ontology annotation, biological process: bicellular tight junction assembly; cell adhesion.
AUGAUUCAAGGUGCUUCAGAGCUAGCUGCAAUAUGCGUCGGCUUGGUUGGCUUGAUCGGUGCAUCGGCUACCACGGGGUUGCCCAUGUGGAAGGUGACCGCGUUCAUUGGAGAAAACAUAAUUGUGAUGGAAACCCGCUGGGAAGGCCUAUGGAUGAACUGCUACAGACAAGCCAACAUCAGGAUGCAAUGUAAGGUUUAUGACUCCCUGCUGUAUCUGCCCCCUGAAUUACAGGCUGCCAGGGGUCUGAUGUGCUCUGCUGUGGCCUUGUCAGCGUUGGGGCUUCUUGUGGCUCUGGCAGGAAUGCGAUGUGUGUCCUGUAUUCGGGGUAAUGAUUGGGCUAAGACCAUUAUAUUGAUGGUUGCAGGGGUUAUGCAGUUCAUGGCGUGCAUCUGUGUCUUUAUCCCCGUGUCGUGGACAGGUCAUGUUAUCAUUACAGAUUUUUACAAUCCUUUGCUGAUUGAUGCCCAGAGAAGAGAGCUAGGAGAGGCUCUUUACAUUGGAUGGGUGACAGGUGCUGUGCUUUUCGCCUCAUCCUUGUUGUUUGUCUGCCGCCGUUUGCCCAAAGGCAAAGGCUCGUUUGAUGUGUACCAGCCACCAAACUUACUUAGUUAUAAGCCAACGCCCAAUAGGCCAGCUCUGAUGAAUUAUCAUCGCCUUUCGACUCUUUCCAGCCUUCGAUCGACUGGUUCCAUUGGACAAAAUGCUGCAAUGCCACUACAAACUGUCAUUCCAGUAAGGACAAAUAAUGGAACAGUAGUAAACCCACCUGUUGUCUAUAAUCCGACUCCUCAGGAAAAUGCAUCACUGUUAUAUCAAGGCAGUGUCUCUCAUCACCCCUCAGUGCAGAGCUCUAACCACAGUGGAAACUUGUAUGCUCCAGGGAACUCCUUAUACACGAGUCAGAACACCAUACCAUAUUCACUCACUUAUGUUCCCACCACGUCCUACCAGUCCAGCUUCCAUCCAGUUCCACAGACUCCUAUUUUCAUAACAUAUAAAGAAUCAAGAGCUGAAUCAGUGCCUUACAGUGAGAUGAGAGGUGGUGUAUACAUAUAA